Molecule: messenger RNA, 2144 nt
Organism: Manihot esculenta (cassava)
Lineage: Eukaryota; Viridiplantae; Streptophyta; Magnoliopsida; Malpighiales; Euphorbiaceae
Exons: 6
Coding region: 134-1798 (554 amino acids)
Source: RefSeq, a predicted model, not a curated record
AAUUUCAAACCCACCUCUCUCUCUUUCUCUCUCUUUCUCUACUGUACUUCCAUUAGCACCAUCAUUUCUCAGCCUGUUCUCUGAAUUUAAACUACACACACUCUCUUUCUAUCUCAAGACGCGUCUCUAAAAAAUGGGUUCGGGCACUAGUCGACUGGGGAGGCGCCCAUCAAGGGCCCGACUUAACCGCAGUACCCGCUCCCGCUUAUUCUCUUCUCUUAUCUGCGGUGGCUCCUCUCCUCGCUCUACUCUCGAGGUGGAAGAUCAUCCAGAUGAAAUUCUGCUGAAUUCUGAAAAACAUUGUGAUUCAAUCACCAAUGAGAUCUGGAAUCUUGCGGAGGAAUCUUCCUUCCCUUCUGGUAUAGGAACAAGCUCUACCAGCUCUGUAGCUGAAACUGGAGCAUCAUUAGGAAGCAGCAUCACAGCCAGUGAGGGCACCUCUACUGAAGAGGGUUUGAGAAAUAAUGGAACAAGUAACCAAGGGAAAGGCUUCUCUGAAGGUGGAGAGUUGGUUGCUCCCUCUCAGGUAAGUGACUAUUACAGUCAUGAUGAAUCUUGUAGGCAUAGAAGUAUUACCGAAGCUAGUACUUCAUUUAAAGACCAACAAUCUUCGGAUCCAGUGUCUGUAAAUGUUUUGUCUAACGAGGAUGCAGUCAAUGGCAUUGAUAAUUCAGAGGACAUGGGUGGUUCUUAUAUCUGUCGUGACAUCAUGCAUCCAAGCAGUUCUUUUCAAGGGCUUGGAGAUGCAUAUGCUGAUGGGGUUUCUAUUGAGAAUCACAUGGCUGAAGCGACAGGCGUGUUCAAUUCUGAUUCUGAUUCUGUACCUCAUAGGACUGAGGUUCCAGUAACCUUUGACUCUCUAGGAGAUGAAUCUGUACCAGAAGCAAUACCUGCAGGUUUAGGAUUCCUUGUGGCUGAUAGGGAACAAGGCACGGAAGAUGGAGGUGUAAUUCAUGUAGAUGUGGUAAGCAUCUCGUCCAGCAUUUUUUCUAGCAGCAAUGCUGACAUGAGAGGCCGUGAUGCCAGAAGGAAUAGUAGAAGACUUUUUUGGGAUGCAUUUUCAAGACGCAGUUCUAGAAGGCAUCUCGACUCUCCAACCAUUUUUUUCUCAGCGGAGAAUAGUGAUGAUCUACUAUCUCAUGAGAGAUGGCUCCUUGAUUUCAGUGGUGAUUUUUUUGAUGAUGGGAUGGGCGGUGAUUCUGGAUACCUAGGCAGUAGAAUUCACAGCUUAAAUGGACGAAGGCGACACUCGAGAUCUGAGAUGUGGGAAAGACUUCGCGGUGGCUUCAAUGAGCAGGGUCGGGGAACUACCUUAUGCCCGUCUGGACUCCACCCUGAUGGUACAUGCUCAUGUGAUUCAUCACCAACAACUGAGGAGUCCAGUAAUCGUGCAAGUAUAUCACGAAUAGUCAUGCUUGCUGAAGCUCUUUUUGAGGUUUUGGAUGAAAUCCAUCGCCAGCCUGUGUCACUUUCCCUAUCAAUGGUAUCACUACCAGCCCCUGAAUCAGUUGUCGACUCUUUUCCUCUUAAGAAUCACAAAAAGGAGGACAAAGUUGGUGGCAGUGAUGAUGUUGAAGUUGAACAGUGUUAUAUCUGUCUAUCCGAGUACGAGGAAGGGGACAAAAUAAGAGUCCUUCCCUGCCACCAUGAGUAUCACAUGUCUUGCGUCGACAAAUGGCUUAAAGAGAUACAUGGUGUAUGUCCACUAUGUCGUGGAGACGUUCGUCAAGGCGCCAACGAGUCUUCUGUAUCUGGCAAUGAGUUUUCUGUCACUAAUCCAGAAAUCCCUUAUAUUUGAUAGAACUGUAUGUAUGUAUGUACAUAGUAGCCUUUCCUUUAGCGUGUCUCCCGUUCCCCGAGCUUUUCUCCACUCUCUCAUUUCCUCUCCUGUGCUUCCAUUUAUGGUUUUAAAUUUCUCUUGUUGUAGAAUCAUAUGUUGUCAUCAUGUAGAAUUUUCAUAGCAGGCCAGAAAGGGAAGGGUUUUCAUGGCUUAAUAUUUUGUUCCAGUUUAUUGUUCUCUGGUGGCAUUGAUUGCAAUAGGAAGAAUAAUCCAAAUAAAUUAAGCCUAGUUAAUGAUUCAGCUGGAACUGAGUUGUAUGGUUAUUAAUUUGUAAAUCAUCAAUUAGAAUGAUACGUUUCUUGCA